UUUGGACUGUUUCAGCAGCGGUUUGAGAAAUGGCUCCUAAAGUUGACGGUAAGAAGACUGAUCCUAAGGCUCAGGCCUUGAAGACUGCCAAGGCUGUGAAGUCAGGGCAAAGCUUCAAGAAGAAGGCUAAGAAGAUCAGGACUUCGGUCACAUUCCACAGGCCGAGGACUUUGAAGAAGGAAAGAAACCCCAAGUAUCCCCGCAUUAGCGCACCACCAAGAAACAAGUUGGACCAUUACCAGAUCCUUAAGUAUCCAUUGACCACAGAGUCUGCCAUGAAGAAGAUUGAGGACAACAACACACUUGUCUUCAUUGUUGACAUCCGUGCUGACAAGAAGAAGAUCAAGGAUGCCGUGAAGAAGAUGUACGACAUUCAGACCAAGAAAGUGAACACUCUGAUCAGGCCUGAUGGAACCAAGAAAGCAUAUGUUAGGUUGACACCUGAUUAUGAUGCAUUGGACGUGGCUAACAAGAUUGGCAUCAUAUAAGCUAUCACUGUGUUAUCUUCUUAGAUGGAACCAAGGGAUUUUUGUUAUUGCUUUGACAUUUUUGUUAGUAGAACUGUACUGGUUAAAUACUCUUUCUUUGAUGUAUUUGAGAACCAUGUCUUUUUUCCUAUGGCAAUGUGAUGCUAUCAAUAUUAGUACUUGCAAUUUGGUAA
Argentina anserina (silverweed cinquefoil) is the source of this 661-nucleotide messenger RNA. RefSeq names its product 60S ribosomal protein L23A. Gene Ontology annotation, cellular component: ribosome; cytosolic large ribosomal subunit. The coding region runs from base 30 to 488 and encodes 152 amino acids. Gene Ontology annotation, molecular function: rRNA binding; structural constituent of ribosome. The record is from RefSeq and is a predicted model, not a curated record. Lineage: Eukaryota; Viridiplantae; Streptophyta; Magnoliopsida; Rosales; Rosaceae. The transcript is spliced from 3 exons. Gene Ontology annotation, biological process: ribosomal large subunit assembly; translation.